GUCGCAGUACCAUACACGUGCCACCGCGGUCCAGUAUAGUUGUACGUAUUAUAUAAUAUAAGCUAUAAUAGAGUAAAUAAGUAUUGUAUAUCAGUGCGCAUUUGUCUAUUAUAUCAGUGCGUCCUGGGCCGUAAUCUUCUGCAACAAUUUUACGCGUGCAAGCCAUCUGAAAAAGUAUUCUCAUAUCAGCAAAACUAUGUAAACAUGUGGUGUUAGAUUUUAUAGAAUUAGAAUGAAAUAAAGUGUGAUAUCAUCAAACCUAAAGAUCAUAACAACUCAACGGAGAAAAUGGAAGUGGUCAUCGAACAAGGUGUUCUAAAAGGAGUUCAAAACAAAACGCUAUUGUCCAACAAACCUUACGUCAGUUUUCUCGGCAUACCCUACGCUAAACCACCGGUUAACGACUUAAGAUUCAAGCCUCCCGUCAAACAUCCCGGAUGGUCCGGCAUUUUAAAAGCUAUUUCGGAAAGGGACAGAUGCAUGCAAUACGCAUUCGUGGCGAAUGAUAUCAUUGGAAGCGAAGAUUGUUUGUACUUGAACGUAUUGGUGCCACAGAAUGGACUGAAUGAAAAACUUGCUGUUAUGAUAUUCAUACACGGAGGCGCCUUCAACUAUGGCUGUGGGUCAGUAAAUGAACAAUCCCCCGAUUACUUGCUCGACGAAAACGUGAUUGUCAUCACGUUGAAUUAUCGUUUGAACGCCCUAGGAUUUUUGAACUUGGAUAUUGACGAGUGUCCUGGUAACAUGGGCUUGAAAGAUCAACUAUUUGCUAUUAAAUGGAUAAAAGCGAAUAUAGCUGCGUUUGGAGGUGACGUAAACAAUAUCACUAUUUUCGGUGAAAGUGCUGGAUCGGUGUCUGUUCAUUAUCACACGAUGUCACCACAAUCCACAGGUUUAUUCCAAAAGGCAAUCAUGCAAAGUGGAUGUGCUUUUAAUCCGUGGGCAUUAAAUGAAAAUCACAGAGUCGCAGCCUUUAAAUUGGCCAAAAAUUUAGGGUGUCUAAGUAGUGAUCCCAACGAAAUAGUAAAAUAUUUAAGAAACGUAUCAGCUAUUGAUUUAGUGAAAGAAACUAAAUUCAAGGACGACAAUGGUUUUCUGGAUUACAAGUUCGUCCCAUCUAUUGAAAGUGAUAUGGUCAGUGAUCGAUUUUUACCGGCUCAUCCUAAAACUUUAGCCACCAUUGCAUCUCCAGUACCCGUAAUCGUUGGACUUAACAGUAUGGAAGGAAUUAUAGCAUUAAGUGAGUACAGAUUAAGUAAAUUUUCCGAUCUUCAAAUAACAGAUGAAAUCUCAAAACUAUUUAACAAUCAGUACAGUACUGAAGUCAUAAGUAAAAUAAAAGAUUUUUAUUUCAAUAAAUGUAAUAAUAAUUGUGAAAUAGCAAAGUUGGAAAAUAUAUGUCACUUGCACAGUGAUGUAUUUUUUGUCAAAGACUUUUAUCGUGGCUUCGAUCAUUUUCUGAAACAAAACGUCACGCCGGUUUACAUAUACGAAUUUAAAUUCGACGGAGAACUUAAUGCUAUAAAAAACUGGAUAUUUGCUACGAGACCAGUUCUUCGACACGCUUUAAAAGGUGCAUGCCACGCGGACGAAAUUUAUUAUUUGUUCCGUAAUAAUCUGUCUGGAGUCGUACCAAAACCCAACUCUCCAGAACUCGAAAUGUGUAAAGCGAUGGGUAAGAUGUGGUCCAACUUCGCAAAAACAGGUGAUCCCAAUUCGCUGGAUUUAAGUUUCAAAUGGAAUUAUGCAAGUGCAAGUGACACUAAGUAUCUGUCAAUAGAUGGAGACAGAACACAAAUGACCCAAGGGAUGAUAAACAACAAUAGAUCACGUUUUUGGAAAGACUUAAUAAAAGAAUCCAUUGUUUAAUUAAAACCCUCAAUCGUAUUAUUCGUAUUUAAUUAUUGUUAUAUAAUAUAUAAACCCACAUAACAUUGAUUGAAAACAAUUUUUUUUUAGACUUUUUUAAGUUUACAUUACAUCGAAUUUGUAUAUUUAAACGAAAAAUAACGUUAUUAGUUUAUUUUUGUAUUUUAAAAGAUAUUUAUCUUAAUAAAUCUUGUAUCUUACCAAUUUCAGAUAAAUUAAAUUUUUUUUAUAAUAUUAUGUAUGUAUAACUUUAAUUUUGACUUCAAUUUGUAUACAACUGCACAGUGGUAUAUCAAUAUCCAAAGAAUUUGCAAAUUGAUCACUACUUUGAUCAUCUGUGACAAGACAUUACGUCAAUUUACAAUCAAAAAUUCAAAUUCGAUGGAAAACUUCUGUAAAAAACUCAAAAAUAGCAUUUUUGCUACGACACCGGUUCUUUGAAUUGUGAUUAUAGUUUAUUAUUUUUUUUUUUUAAGUGACUACUAUUUGUUAUCCCUGUCGAUAAGUGAUUUUCACUUUUUUAAUAUUUUUUUUUUUUACAUAAAUCGACAUAUUAUUUAUAAGUUAUAACACUUAAUUUUUGACUAUUUUUCUGGCCUUUAGUUGAAUAGUUUAAGUACGUUACUAUUUAACUAUUUUCUUUGUAUAUUAUAUAAAAAUCAUAAAAAAAAAAUUAAGGUCUAUAAAAAACUUAGAACAUUAAAAAUUUGUUUCCAAGAAAUAAGCCGUACAUUGAACGUAUAUCUAUUUACAAUUAUAUAAAUGCGCAAUAAAUAUUAAUAUAUGAAUACAAACAGUCGUACAUGUCAAGCAGACAAUAUUAUGUGAUUUUGUUUCACUGAAAGCUGUUCGGGAUACCUAAAUUACACAAUAUUUUAUCAAUUGUUAGUUAUUAUAGACUAUAGUACUGCAUUAGUGCCCAAUUUAAUGUUUUUUUUUAAAAUGGUGCAAAAACGAAUUUAUCCAAAUCAAUAUUUUGGAAGUUACCUAUAUCCUUCCAAAGUUUGCGAUUUUAAGUUUUUACGUAUGUGCACAACGUUGUACUUUAAUGUCACACGUCGCUCUAUAACGAAUUUUUUCAAUUUUUUUUUUUUUUUUUAAAUAAAUCGAAAGUCAACUAAAAAUGUACAUUAUAUAUUAUACAGGUAAGUAUAAACACUAGAUAACGUAUUCUGUGAAUAAUGAGUAAUAACGUUAAACUUAUAAUAUUAUAUUAAAUGAUGAGGUGAAUAGGUUAUUAUCGAACCGAAAAUAUCGGAUAGAGAAAUUAUAAAUUAAAUCGUAAUUAUCGUAAUUCUCAACAUUCUGUAAUUAUGUAUAUCUCCAGUAUACUCUCGCGUUCAAAUGAUUUUACUUAUUAAGUUUCAAAGUAAAAAAACCUACUAACAGUUAAAUAACAAGUGUAGUGGCUUCCUUCGACUACCGGCUCCAGUUGCCCGACUCGGUCCUCCGGACCUCUAAAAUAAACAAUCAGAGGAAGGUGGUUAGAGACCUCUUCGGGGUCCUAGGGGGACCAGCAUACCUUCUCUUCGGGCAAUCGCAGUAACCUAACAGACAAUCCUAACCUACCAGUGAAAUAAAAAAAAUAGUCAGCUCCUAUGACUACUAGCUCUGGUCACAGCUAUAAACCUGGUCAGUCGAUGAUGUUAUGAUUUCAUUAUCAUUCAUAAUCUAUUAAAAUAAUAUAUGUAAAAUAAAUUGAAAAAUUAGUUAUAGACGCGGCGCGUGGCACUAAAGUACAGAGUCUUGUACUUUUGCACAUAUACGUAAAAACAUAAAAUCACUAACUUCCAAAAUAAUGAUUUGCGCAAAAUCGGUUUUUGACACGUAGUAGCUAAACUGCUAAAAUUCAAUUAUGCCAUAUAUUUAUUUAAAUAAAACAAUAUCUCAUUAUCGACAAAUACCUAAUAGAAUAUAAAUGGAAUACCAAAUUCGGCGCACGUCGCUUAGCAGCACUGGUGCUUACGCAUUCGGGACGCACACCACAUUACCGUCACUACUCUACUCAGUCUACUCUCAGCCCUCAGACGACAUUGGUCGUUGCUUGGUCCCACGGGCAUCCGUUUUACCACGCUGUACACCAGUAGGCACGGCGCCAGGGGGGGGGUAAGAUGGGGCUCUAGCACCCCCAGAAAACAGUUCAGCCUCCUCGCCAGCCCCCCCCCCACUGAAAAAUAUGUACGAUAUAAUAAGGUCAUAAAACAUUAUCAAUUGAAUUUAUUAUAAAUUGUAAUAAUUGAAUUAAUAAAGUUUGAAAAAAUAA
This is a messenger RNA of Rhopalosiphum padi (bird cherry-oat aphid), 4132 nucleotides long. RefSeq names its product esterase FE4-like. Lineage: Eukaryota; Metazoa; Arthropoda; Insecta; Hemiptera; Aphididae. The record is from RefSeq and is a predicted model, not a curated record. The transcript is spliced from 11 exons. Bases 289 to 1869 code for a protein of 526 amino acids.